Spodoptera exigua (beet armyworm) is the source of this 1928-nucleotide messenger RNA. NCBI's taxonomy places the organism in Eukaryota, Metazoa, Arthropoda, Insecta, Lepidoptera, Noctuidae. The record is from the annotation of a GenBank genome assembly.
AUUCUAAACAGAUAAAUGUAAUGUGCUAAUACGCUUGCGACCUGGCAAACGUGAUAACGAGUUCAUUUCUUAGUAAAUACGCGAAAUUAUAAUUGUUCUGUGAAGCUAUAGAUUAGAAUCUAUGAAUUAAAUCCAAGAACUCAUCAAAAUGAUUAGCAGUCAUCAAACAUUCGAGGUUUACGCGAAAACGUAAUACGUAGCAUUCGUUAUUUUUCAAUUAAUGUCUUUUCAAAGGCUGUGGCGUUCUCAGAAAAAUAUUAUCAAAUCAAAGAAAAUUCUAUAAUUAUUUACGGGUGUUUACAAAUCCUGAUUUGUAAAUAGGUAUCGUAUUAAAUUGAAAACUCGGUUUUUUUUUAAAUUCACUCAGCAUAUUAAAAAUACUUGAUUUAGUUACAAUGCUCUUAAAAUCUCACUACAGUACUAAGUACGAGUACUUUAAUGGCAGUAUUCUUUAUAUAGUUGUUUCUAAUAAUAAUUUUCUCUAAUAGUCCACUGAUAAUGACAAUGAGAGGGAAUUCUUGCUUAUUUUGGACCAAAACAAGAAGCUGAAACGUGAAAUGGCUCUGUUAAACAUUCAACACACAGAAGCCAUUGAGGCCCGGGAUAGGCUCCAAUUCGUUGUGGACGAAUUCAAGCAGUGUAGCGAGGAGUAUGAAACCACUUUAAAUGACAAAACGCUACUAAAACAACAGCUACAUGAGGCCAACAGUCAAAUUUCUGAACUAGAAAUAUUAAACUUAAACAUCACGGCCGGCUUGAAUAAUAGUUUAUUCAGUGAAUUGGUGUCAGCCCAAGCUUCUCAACUACAAUAUAGUGAUGUAAAUUUAGAUUUAAAUCCAUUAACUUCAAAUCAGACUACAGAUAAUGAUGCAUGUCACCCAGUGAAAUUUGUUAGUUCUAGUCAUAAGAAGCUUAAGAAAUACAUAAGAAUCAGUAAAUUUAUAACUAAAACAAACAGAUUAGUAAAGAGACAAAAGUUCUUCAUAAAAAAUGUAAAAUUAAAUAGAGAACGUUUCCAGCUUCUGAAACAACUUAGUUUAUACUCAUCAAAAUUAAAUCAAAGUGCUAGGAAAUAUGAAACUGAUACCCAGAGCCUGCAGUCAGAACUAGAACAAUUAACAUCAAAGUUAGAAAUAAUGUCUAAUAAAUAUAGUGCUUCAGAAAGGCAGAUGAGGGAAUACAUGUUGGCAAUGAAUGAGUUGGUAAGCUCGCAGGAGAAACAGUGUGAGAAGUGCACUCCUGAUGCUAUACUGCCUGCUCUUUCUGUGCCAGCAUGUGAGACCACCUUACCUCAUGGUAAAGGUUUACUGUUUAAUAAUUGUAAUCCUAGUAAUCAUAAUAUUGGCAUUUUCAGUGAUGAGAUUGGAAAGAACUUAGGUUCAAUGUUGACAAAUGAAUUACCUGGACAGUCUACAUUUAAUCACUGUAUGCCCGGCUGUAGUUUUGGUAAUAUUUUGGAUAAAAUUAAUAAAUAUAGAUUUAAUCCAGAUUCUACCCUCAUUAUAAUGUGUGGUAACAGAGGUAGUCUUAAUAAAAAAAGUUUAAUCAAUUUCCAUAAUUCACUUGCCAAACUGAAUUUAAAGCAGAUAAUUAUAUUUGCAUUGCCUUAUAUAAAAUCAUUGCCACAGGAAGAAAACAAUAGUAGAUAUAAAAUUAAUACUACAUUGUAUAACUUAAGUAUUAAUACUAAUAUUCACUUCAUAGACACCAACAAUUAUGUUGGUCUUAAUAUAUAUAGGACAAAAGAUAGGUACUAUCUUUCAAAAUAUUAUUUAAGACAAAUAGCAAUGUCGCUAUCAUAUUUUUUUAAUAUAUCAGCCAAUAACUUGGCUAAACAGGUUACUCCUAUUGAGCAACCAAAAAAUAUUGACAUUCAUAAUGAGUCACCUAAUAUUUAUAAUUAAUAUUUAUAUAUAAUUUAAAUUAUU